GCGGGCGCUAAGGGGUCAGAGGUCAACUGGGUGGCAGACGCGCUGUGGGCUUGCCGCUCAGGCGCAAUACGCGCGCCUGGAGUGAGCCGAGGGGUAGGGUCGUCCAGCCCGGGAGGGUGUGGAACCGCGAGAAGGGGAUUUAGUCGGAAGGCGCCUGGACUGUUUCCGUGCACGGGAAGAGCACUACAGUAAAAAUGAAGCAAGCCAUCAGCUGCAAGUGAGGAUGAAGUACAGAUGAUAGAGGUUUGAGGAAAGGGCAGUUGGAGUACUUGGGGACAAACCUGACUACCCUCCUGCUGUGGUGGCUGCAGUCCCUGGGCCAACUAAACUGUGCUCAGAUUAGAUGUAUUUAAUGGAAAUUAGUUCAGAACUGUCCCUAGGCCUUGAGACCUGACUUAUGCCCACAGCCCUUUCUCAGCUGCAAGCUGACCUGUCUGGCGUCCCCUCACAGAUCUCCCGAUGAGAGAGCACAGCUCUGUGUUGGCCAUGCGGCACAUCGUGGUUGUGCCCCAUGUACUGGCGCGGAGAGGCCUCCUUGGAAGGGACCUCUUUAUGACCAGGACUCUCUGCAGCCCAGGCCCCAGCCAGCCCAGAGAGAAAAGACCCGGGGAGGUGGCCCUUGGGCUGUAUCACCGCCUCACAACUCUGGGAAGAGCCCUAGGGCACACCAUUCAGCGACAUGUGUCCUCCACAGCCAAGACUUGGUGGGACAGAUAUGAAGAGUUUGUCGGACUCAGUGAAGUUCGUGAGGCCCAGGGAAACGUGACUGAGGCAGAGAAAGUGUUCAUGGUGGCUCGUGGGCUUGUCCGAGAGGCUCAGGGGGACUUGGAAGUUCAGCAGACCAAACUGAAGGAAGUGAGGGACCGCUUGGACCGUGUCUCCAGGGAGGACAACCAGUAUCUGGAACUGGCGACUCUGGAGCACAGGAUGCUGCAGGAGGAGAAGAGGCUUCGUUUGGCCUAUUUGCGUGCAGAAGACUCUGAGCGAGAGAAGUUCUCCCUCUUCUCUGCGGCUGUGCGGGAAAGUCAUGAGAAGGAACGCACUCGAGCCGAGAGGACCAAGAACUGGUCCCUCAUUGGGUCAGUCCUGGGGGCCCUGAUUGGUGUGGCUGGCUCCACCUAUGUGAACCGCAUACGGCUACAGGAGCUGAAGGCCUUACUCCUGGAAGCACAGAAGGGGCCUCUGAGCCUCCAGGAGGUCAUCCGGGAGCAGGCGUCCAGCUACUCCCUCCAGCAGAGAGACCUUCAUGACCUCAUGGUGGACCUGAGGGGCUUGGUGCAUGCUGGGCUGGGGCAGGGCUCUGGGUCCCAGACAGGUACUUCCCCCACCAAAGUCAAAGACACAGAUGUCCUUUCAGCUGCCUUGCAAGAGCAGCUCAGCCAUUCCAGGCAGGUCCAUUCAUGUCUUGAGGGUUUACAAGAGCAGCUUGACGGCCUGGAAAAGACUUUCAGCCAAAUGGCUGGGGUGAUUCAGCUUGCAAAAGCUGCAGCACACCCGGGCCUGGUUGAGCAGGCAGACCGGGCUCCGCCCAGCUCCUUGCUGGAGCAGGGGAGUGUGCUUUUGGCACUGUCGGACAUGGAGCAGAGGCUAGAAGCCCAGGUAAACAGGAAUGCUGUCUACAGCACACUGGUCACCUGUGUGACGUUUGCGGCCAUGCUGCCUGUGCUCUACAUGCUCUUCAGGGCCAGCUAGUCCCCAUAUCCUCCUCCAGGGGGCCUGAGGGGUUAGAUGUGGACGUGAAUGUAGUCAGAGAAUCCCAGCAGUGAAGUGAGCCUUAGGGGUGCGCCCAACCUCAGCCUGAGUAUCCAUCUGUGUAUCAGAUGAGAUACUUAUCUGAGUAUCCAGCAGACAUACUUUGCUUUUUAGGUAAUGCUCAUUGACAUUUCUCAAAACUUUGUGUUAAUGUCCAAUAAAACUAUUUUUUAGUUUGUAUUAUUUAAA
Molecule: messenger RNA, 1941 nt
Organism: Loxodonta africana (African savanna elephant)
Lineage: Eukaryota; Metazoa; Chordata; Mammalia; Proboscidea; Elephantidae
Gene: CCDC51
Product: coiled-coil domain containing 51
Exons: 5
Coding region: 460-1692 (410 amino acids)
Source: RefSeq, a predicted model, not a curated record